UCGCUUGGUGAGAACAUUAGUGACGUAACUUCAAAAACGUUUUGUAGUAAAGUGACUUCAAAAACGUAGUUUGUAGUAAAGUGACUUGCGUCACUAAUGCAUGCAGAAGUGGAACUAAAAGUCAAAGAGUAUUACUGACGUAUCGAGACUUCCGUCAUUAAAGCAUAAUAUCAAGUUCAAUAUUAGGAGUAUGUUUAAUAGAUUAAGUCACAAUUGGUAUUUUUUGAGUUACGUCACUAAUGUUCUCAGCGAGCGAUAUGUACGCAUGUACGCCAUUACAAAUUGCUUUGUGUUGAUUUUGUCUUGUUUUGUUUUUUUAAAAAUUGAGCUAAGACAGAGUUUUACCAUUAUUGAAAUGGAACAACAUACAACAAGACUUAAAAAAUGUUGCGUUCCUGGUUGCACCGAUUCAACAAGCAAACGAUUUCGUUUUCCAAAUCCACAUGAUGCGAUGGACAUGUUUUUGGAAUGGUUGAAACUAAUCAAAACGAAUCGAUUAAGUAAGUAUACACCACUACGUGUUUACAAGAAUUUUUGUAUUUGUUCUAGGCAUUUUAAAGAAGAAGAUAGGGUACCAGACGUGAAAUCUGGAAGGAGAGGAAUUAUCAAAGGGGCCAUCCCGCGCUUAUUUUUACCGCCACAAAGUAAGAAAUGUACCUCAGAUUAUCAGGAUGAAGAAAAUUAUUUAGGUUAUGUCAGGCCUUCUACUUCCCAGCAAGACAGAAAUAUGGAGCAAGACAGAAAUGCCAGGCCUUCUACUUCCCAGCAAGAUUUAUCUAGUAAUAUGGAGCAAGACAGAAAUGCCAGACCUUCUACUUCCCAGCAAGACAUAAUGGAAAGAGAUAUUGAGGAAACUCCAGCCAAAAAGAGGUUUAUUGAUCAUGAUUAUGCCAAGUCUCCUACUUCCCAGCAAGACCUAUCUGAUAAUAUGGACCAAGACAGAAAUGCUAGGCCUUCUACUUCCCAGCAAGAUUUAUCUAAUAAUAUGGAGCAAGACAGAAAUGCCAGACCUUCUACUUCCCAGCAAGACAUAAUGGAAACAGAUAUUGAGGAAACUCCAGCCAAAAAGAGGUUUAUUGAUCAUGAUUAUGCCAAGUCUCCUACUUACCAGCAAGACCUAUCUGAUAAUAUGGAGCAAGACAGAAAUGCCAGGCCUUCUACUUCCCAGCAAGACUUAUCUGACAAUAUGGAGCAAGACAGAAAUGCUGGUGGCAAACAGCAAGGCAGGAAGGCAAGGAGAGGCAUUUUAAAAAGUAUACAAAUUUCAAGGAAGCAGUACUUAACACCAAAGAAAAGGAAAAUGUAUACAAAAAUUGUUGCAUCAAGUAAUAGAAUUCAUAAGUUGGCAUAUAGAUUAUCAAGUUACCAAGAAAAAUUACAGGCUGCUAAACGUUUAUCAGAAACAGUACCAUUUAGAAAAUUGGCUGAGCAGGUUAAUCCAUUAACAUAUACAUUUAUUUUGUCUCAAAUUCGUACCCAACAACAAAAACUGAAGGGAAGAAAAUUUACCAUAGAUGAGAAGGUCCUGGCUCUAACACUAUUUAAAGGAAGUGGAAAAGGGUACAAACUGCUGUCAAAAAUUUUUUCUUUGCCAUCUAAAAGAACGUUGACAAAUUUAUUGAAUAAGAUUAAAUUAAAUCCUGGAAUUAAUGAGAUCAUGUUUGAGAUGUUACAAAAGAGUGUCCACAAAAUGACGCCAAGGGACCGGCACUGUGUAUUAAUGUUCGAUGAAAUGUUUUUGUCAACACGUCUACAAUACAACCAAAAAGAAGAUAAGAUAGAGGGGUUAGAAGAUUAUGGUACUGAAAGGUGCCCAAAUUUUGCCAACUAUAUAAAUGUGUUUAUGAUUAAAGGUAUUUACAAACAAUGGAAGCAGCCAAUCUGUUAUACAUUUAGUGAUGGAGCUACAAAAAGUAGAAAAUUAAAAAACUUGAUAAUCGACGUAAUUAAACAACUGCAAAAUAUUGGAUUAACUGUUGUAGCCACAGUAUGCGACCAAGGAGGACCAAAUGCAGCAGCAGUCAACUUAUUAAUUCAGGAAUCCCGGACGGAAUAUUUAAGAAUAGGACAAGACUAUCAAUAUUUUGGAUUUCUUGUUAAUGGCAAAGAAAUUGUUCCUCUCUAUGAUACCCCACACCUAUUUAAAGGCUUGAGGAACAACUUAUUAAACAAGGAUCUACAUUUCGAGCUUCAUGGAAAGAAGGGUAUUGCUAAAUGGGACCACAUAGAGCAAUUCUACCAGCUGGAUGCAUCGGAGCCCUUAAGAAUUUGCCCAAAAUUAACAGACGAACAUGUGUUGAGGAACAAAAUCAAAAAGAUGAAAGUGAAGAACUGCAUGCAAGUCUUCAGUCACCAAGUUGGAAGUUUAAUGGUGAAACUUGUAGAGUGGAAAGCUGAAGUGAAUCUGUGUAGUGAAGUGGCAGAUACAGGUCGUAUAAUUUUAUUUUUAGAUGAACUUUUUGAUUCUUUGAAUUCCAAUCAGAAAACUGCUCCUGUAAGCAAACCUUUGAAAGGUGGUGUUACCUUAACAUCAAACCAUGAUCAAUUUUGGAAACGAUCUUUAACUGUUUUAAACAAAAUGAAAUUCUUUGAUAGAAAGAAACAGAAAUUUGUUUCUGUACCAUCAUUAAAAAAUUUGAAUUUUACCAUUCGUGGAUUUUUAUAUUUAAAGAACAAAUUAUUAAAAACUAAUAAUAAUUACUUACUGUUAAGAGCAUUUCAGCAAGAUGCUUUAGAAAAUUUUUUCGGGUUAAUUAGAAGUUAUAGAGCUACAGAUAAUUCAGUAAGUGUGUCAGAUGCUAUAACCACCUUCAAAGCUUUGGUUAUAAAUAAUUUUAUGUCUUUCCAUUCACCUGAAAGCAAUUGUGAAAAAGAUGUUAGUGAGGGAGCACUAGACACCUUACGUUUUUUUUUAACUGGUGAGGUAUUACCAGGUUGUACACCUUUAGUACCUGACCUUAAUUAUUCACUUCCUAUGUCAGUUUCAAAUGUUAAGAAAACUCGGGUGGGAAGGUGUACUGUAACUUAUGUUGCAGGAUAUGUAGCAAAAAAAGUAUUGAAGAAGGUUUCAUGUGAGCAAUGUAAAUACAAUAUGUUAUUUAGAGACAAGAAAGGAGAUACAGAAUUUAUUGAAGCCAGGCAAUAUAAUAUGUCAAAUUUAACAGUGCCUGGGAAUUUGUUGACUCAUUAUGUAUCUGAGGCCCUUGCAAAAUUGUUUUACCUAAUUCCAAGGGUCUGUCAUAUGCAACCUUUACACUCUAUAUUGUGUGAACAACUUAAUAAAGAUAAACUUUUAACAUUUUCAGUAUUCAAUUGUAAAAUACAUUCAAAUGUUGGUUCAAAUCUGUGUAAAUUUAUUGUUAGACUUUCUGUAUAUAUGUGGUGUAAAAGUGUAAAUACAAUUCUAAAUGGCAAAGACCAGAAAUUUAUUAAUGGUAUAAAAAGUAAGUCAGAAUAUACUAAGACAGAUCCUAUAAAAUUGGUUGCUUAUAGAAAAUAUGAAAAAAGGAGAAAACAAUUUUUUAAGGACCGAUCAUAAAUCUGGACCUCAGAGGUAAUCUACGCUAUGUCCACAUGGUGUUGUUUUGAAUAAGUUCCUUUAAUUAAUCUAUUUAUUUUAUUAGUUGGAAUAUACAAAUUGGUUAUAUAAUAUCAUUAAAAUAUGGUCACAUUGUCUUUCGAACAAUAAUUAUGGGAUAUAUCAGAUUUUUAUGACAUUCAAAGUGCUCUACUUCACAGUUGCUUGAAAUGACAGAGUGUAGUUUACCUGCAAGGUCCAGAAAUACAGAUUUAUCAGUUCCAAUGUAAAACUAGACAAAAUUGUAUGUCAUUGUUCUCUUCAAUGAAUUUUGAGAAGCUCCUUCAUUAAAACUUUAUGCUUAUCAUACUUGAUACAUUUUUACAAAAAGUCAUCUGUUUUUGUUUGUAGACAAUUUCCAUUUACAUUUUAAUAUUUCCAUUUUGUUUUUAGCAAAUAACAUUUUGUGUGUUUUUCAUUUACUGGACUCAUAUGAAUCUCAAGCAUUAUUUUUAUUGUUUUACAUAUCUAACGUGCUAUGUACUAUUUUGAAUUUUAUAAUCAAUUAUUAUCAAAAUAGAAAGUAAAAUAGUUAAUUACUACAGUUAUGAAUCAUAUUUCAUCACCAUUUUGAUGUUUAUUUAGUUGUAUAGUUAUUUCAGCAAUGUUAAUAAAAACUUUGAAGGGCUGAAGUGAAAAAUUGCCAUUUUUGACUUAUACUCUUAAUGCAUAGCACGAUAGAUAUUUUCUACUUUCCCAACCAUUUUGCUUCUCACAAUUGCUUCCAUCCUUUUCUAUCUUGCGCCAUUCUGAUCCACUGUUUGCCUGCCACUGCUCUUAUGUCAUCUACCCAUCUCUUGAGUCUUCCCAUGCUUAUUUCAUCCUCCUUGGUCUCCAUUCUAGAAUUUUCUGUACCCACCAGCUAUCAUCAUACCUGUGACUGUGAAAUUGACUGUGUGACCGGCCCAACAUCAUUUCAUUUUUUAAAUUUGUUCCAUGAUAUCCAUGAUCCACUCCAAUUUGUAUGUACAAACUGGUAGUAUGCAUGUGCUAUGUAUGUUUAUAGAAAUGGAGGUGCUUUUCAAGAUAUAUGCUGGUUUACCAAAAGUGGCCCAUGUCUGUUGUGUUAUUUUAAUUUCAGCAUCCGGAUUUGGUUUUCCCAGUUUGAUGACAUGGCCCUUGUAUACAUAAUGUUCAACAUUUUCUGUGCUAUGAUUUUGUAUUGUUAUGUUCGUCUGAUUCUGGCUCUUUAUUUUUGUUUUAUUGUAGUUCAUUUUUAAGCUUACAGCUCUCGAAACUACAUUUAAUUGUUGUAACAUUUCAGUUAGUUCUUGAAUAUGUUCUAAUAAAACUAUGUUUUCAAAUGGUUUAAUUAUGAUACGUUGAUGUUUACACAUUUGUCCCAUUCUAAUUUCUUAAAAAUAUUUUCUGGAGUAAGGGGAAUAGUUUGGGAGAAAUGGUGCCUCCUUAUCUCACUCUCUGUUGUAGAUAGUUACAUAGUUAGUACACUUUUAUUAUGCAUUAUAUAUUUUACUAUAUAGAUGAAUAAUUUGAAGACAUUAUAAUUUCGUAUAGGUAAUUAUGUAGAUACUUUUUUGUUUAUUUUAAUAAUUCAUUUGUGUCACAUAUAAUUGUUAAUAUUUUGUUUAAUGUGUAAUUAAGACUUUAAUUGUACUCUAGUUUAUAAGAAAUUAUAGAGAUUGAUUUUAUAAUGUAUGUUAGCAUAUUUUUUUUGUAUAUUUUGUAUAUUUGUCUCUUUCACUAUUUCCUACUAACAAGGCAUCAUCAGCAUACAUUAAGCACCAUGGAAUGUUACCCUGUAGUUUCGCUGUUAUCUGGUCCAAAACUAAUGAGAAAAAUUACGGACUAAGCACCGAGCGUUGGUGCAAUCAUACUUUCACAUGAAAUUUAUGUCUCUCCCACACCUGUUCUAACACUAGUCGUUACUCCCUCAUACAUAUCUCUCACAAUCUUUACAUAUUCGCCAGGGACUUCUUUCUUGUUGAGUGCCCACCACAGAAUCUCUCGAGGAACUCUAUCAUAUGUUUUCUCAAGAUCAAUGAAUACUAUAUGAGCGUUUGUUUCUUUACUCUUGUAUUUUUCCAUCAACUGCCUUAUAAUAAAAAUUGCAUUUGUUGUUGAUCUACCCUGCAUAAAGCCAAAUUGAUUCUAGGAUAUUUCAGUCUCUUCACGUAUCCGUCUAUCAAUUACUCUUUCCCAUAUUUUCAUGGUGUGGCUAAGCAGUUUUAUAGCCCUGGAGUUUGUACAUUGUUGUAUAUCGCCCUUGUUUUUUGUAGACAGGUACUAGUAUACUGCUUCUCCAUUCAUCUGGCAUUUGUCCAACUUCCAUAAUUCUAUUAAAUAAACCUGCUAGCCACCUUGUUCCUGUCUCUCCCAAUGCUCUCCAUACUUCCCCAGGAAUAUCAUCUGGUCCUACUGCUUUUCCUUUCUUUAUUUUUUGAAGCGCUUUAGCCACUUCCUCGUUUGAUAUUGUGUUGACCAUUACUGUUACUGACUCCACAGGCUGUCUGUCAAAUUCUUCAUUUAAUAAGCUGUCAAAGUACAUCCUCCAUCUCUUUUUGACAUCCUUUUCGUGAACUAGUAUUUUAUUAUUUUCGUUUCGCGAUCAUAUCGUUUUGAAAAUCUGUGUCGGAUCUGGUUUCUUGUCACUUUUUAUAUAAUUUUCCCUUCUUUUUUAUUUUUCCUUGUACUUCGUUUGACCACCACCAAGUCUCUUUAUCCUCGAAAAUGUUUUCCUGACGUUUUCCCAAGUAUUUCAGUAGCAGUCUCUCUAAUACUACUGGCCAUCUUGUCUACUAUUCUUUCCCUGAAUAGACCUUCUUUCUCAUCUUUUAGCAUCAACCACUUGGUGUCCAGCUUGUAAUUUCCAUAUUGGAUAUAUCCUCUCGCAGUUGAUCUUCCCAUCUUAUUUUCGGUCUUCCUAUAGGUCUGUUUAUUACUGGCGUCCAAUUUGUUAUCUGCCUAAUUAAUUCAUCCGCUCCUCUUCUUUGGAUGUGGCCAAACCAUUUUAGUCUUUGUGCUUGACUGAAUCCCACAAUGUCAUCUCCUUCCAUUAAAUUUCUUAUUUCGUGAUUCAUCAAAAUUCGUAUUUCUCCUUGAUCUGUCUUAAUUGGACCAUGUAUUCUGCUCAUAAUGUUUCUUUCUAUUAUUCUCAGUUUUUCUUCAAUACUGUAUAUUAGCAUAUUUUUUUUGUAUUUUUUUGCAUAUUUCUGUAUAUUUUGUUUAUUAUAAUUUUAAGAAUCAGAUUAAAAGAGCUUGACAGAUCUA
This is a messenger RNA of Diabrotica virgifera virgifera (western corn rootworm), 6805 nucleotides long. RefSeq lists its product as uncharacterized. The coding region runs from base 191 to 3538 and encodes 1115 amino acids. Gene Ontology annotation, molecular function: sequence-specific DNA binding. The record is from RefSeq and is a predicted model, not a curated record. The transcript has 4 exons. NCBI's taxonomy places the organism in Eukaryota, Metazoa, Arthropoda, Insecta, Coleoptera, Chrysomelidae.